Camelus dromedarius (Arabian camel) is the source of this 1902-nucleotide messenger RNA. RefSeq names its product mucin-2-like. Bases 1 to 1902 code for a protein of 633 amino acids. Lineage: Eukaryota; Metazoa; Chordata; Mammalia; Artiodactyla; Camelidae. The record is from RefSeq and is a predicted model, not a curated record. The transcript has 2 exons.
AUGUUUCCUGGCGUUCCCCUGCAACAGCUUGGACAAACUGUGGUGUGCGACACUUCUGUUGGGCUUGUGUGCAAAAACCAAGACCAGAAGCCAGGGGGAGCCACCCCCAUGCCUUACUGCCUCAACUAUGAGAUCAAUGUCUACUGCUGUGUUCCUCGCCCUGGCUGCACCACAACACAUCCCAGCACCACCUCGGGGACACGAACUCCAACACCCACCGCCACCUCAACAGAGCCUCCAACUUCGACCUCCACCACCACGGAGACCACAACCCCCAGCACGACAACCACCUCGGAGACCAUAACCCCCAGCACCACCACCACCACGGGGACCACAACCCCCAGCACCACCACCACAACGGAGACAACAACCCCCAGCACGACAACCACCUCGGAGACCACAACCCCCAGCACGAUCACCACCACGGAGACCAUAACCCCUCCAUGUGUGCCUGUCUGCAAUUGGACCGGCUGGUUGGAUUCUGCUAAACCGAACUUUACCAAAGAAGGUGGAGACGUUGAAUCCGUUGAGAAUGUUUGUAAAAUGGGCUCAGUAGCCAGCAUCUCCUGUAGAGCCGCCAUGUUUCCCGGCGUUCCCCUGCAACAGCUUGGACAAACUGUGGUGUGCGACACUUCUGUUGGGCUUGUGUGCAAAAACCAAGACCAGAAGCCAGGGGGAGCCACCCCCAUGCCUUACUGCCUCAACUAUGAGAUCAAUGUCUACUGCUGUGUUCCUCGCCCUGGCUGCACCACAACACAUCCCAGCACCACCUCGGGGACAGGAAGUCCAACACCCACCACCACCUCAACAGAGCCUCCAACUUCGACCUCCACCACCACGGAGACCUCAACCCCCAGCACGACCACCACCACGGAGACCACAACCCCCAGCACGACAACCACCUCGGAGACCACAACCCCCAGCACGAUCACCACCACGGAGACCACAACCCCCAGCACCACCACCACCACGGGGACCACAACCCCCAGCACCACCACCACCACGGAGACAACAACCCCCAGCACGACAACCACCUCGGAGACCACAACCCCCAGCACGACCACCAGCACGGAGACCACAACCCCUCCAUGUGUGCCUGUCUGCAAUUGGACCGGCUGGCUGGAUUCUGCUAAACCGAACUUUACCAAAGAAGGUGGAGACGUUGAAUCCGUUGAGAAUGUUUGUAAAAUGGGCUCAGUAGCCAGCAUCUCCUGCAGAGCCGCCAUGUUUCCCGGCGUUCCCCUGCAACAGCUUGGACAAACUGUGGUGUGCGACACUUCUGUUGGGCUUGUGUGCAAAAACCAAGACCAGAAGACAGUGGGAGCCACCCCCAUGCCUUACUGCCUCAACUAUGAGAUCAAUGUCUACUGCUGUGUUCCUCGCCCUGGCUGCACCACAACACAUCCCAGCACCACCUCGGGGACAGGAAGUCCAACACCCACCGCCACCUCAACAGAGCCACCAACUUCGACCUCCACCACCACGGAGACCUCAACCCCCAGCACGACCACCACCACGGAGACCACAACCCCCAGCACGACAACCACCUCGGAAACCACAACCCCCAGCACGAUCACCACCACGGAGACCACCACCCCCAGCACCACCUCCACCACGGGGACCACAACCCCCAGCACCACCACCACAACGGAGACAACAACCCCCAGCACGACAACCACCUCGGAGACCACAACCCCCAGCACGAUCACCACCACGGAGACCAUAACCCCUCCAUGUGUGCCUGUCUGCAAUUGGACCGGCUGGUUGGAUUCUGCUAAACCGAACUUUACCAAAGAAGCUUGGACAAACUGUGGUGUGCGACACUUCUGUUGGGCUUGUGUGCAAAAACCAAGACCAGAAGACAGUGGGAGCCACCCCCAUGCCUUACUGCCUCAACUAUGA